Peronospora farinosa is the source of this 1605-nucleotide messenger RNA. Lineage: Eukaryota; Oomycota; Peronosporomycetes; Peronosporales; Peronosporaceae. The record is from the annotation of a GenBank genome assembly.
AUGAAUACAAACAUGAUCGAUCCCUCACUUUCUCCAUUAUCGGAUGAUGAAUACCAUUAUAGUGAUGUAGAAGAAGAAGAAGAGUAUCAAUAUUCUGAAGAAGAAGAAGAAGAUUCUCUUCCGGCUCAAUCUGAUACGUUUCUGGCUUCUACUAUCAAGAAACAACACACUGCGGACUCGUUAUCGCCAUUGGAUCAUACUUCAGCUUCAAAGAAAAAACGACUGAGUCCCAGUGGCUUAGGAGAUGCAGGAACGCGUCAUCAACAAGAUUAUCACGUGAUUGAUGAAGAAGAGUUACUUCAGGAACAAGAGGCACUCAUUUCGGAGAUUGCACAAGUAUUGGAGAUUUCAACGUCAGAAGCAUCAGUUUUACUGCGAUAUUUUAGCUGGAACAAGGAAAAACUAUUUGAAGGUUAUUAUGCAGACCCAGUGAGGACGAAACAGGAUGCUGGAGUCGAGUUUGCUGAUAAGAAAGCACCAAUUGUGCCAACAGGGACCAAGGUGGACUGUAACAUUUGUUGUGAUGAAUACUCAGCUAGUGAAGUCUUUGGCAUGGGUUGUGGACACGUGUACUGCCUCAAUUGUUGGAAACCAUAUCUGUCACUUAAGAUCCAAGAAGGGCCAAUUUGUGUAACAACAACGUGCCCUGCACAUGGCUGCAAAGAGGUGGUGAGCGAACUGAUCUUCAAGCAGAUUGUGAAUUCGGAGGACUUUCGCAAAUACGCACGCUACUUGCUGAGAUCGUUCGUGGACAUAAAUAAAGGUGUCAAGUGGUGUCCGUCACCAGGCUGCAGCAAGGCUAUCACUAGCGCCGGUGGAUUAUCGUCUGUGACGUGUACAUGUGGAUGCGUAUUUUGCCUCCGUUGUGGCGAGGAAGCCCACUCUCCUGUCACGUGCGAGCAGCUUGCGUCCUGGCAGGAAAAGUGUCGCAACGAGUCGGAAACCGCCAACUGGAUUCUGGCCAACACGAAAAAGUGUCCCAAGUGCUCUGUCCGCAUUGAAAAGAAUCAGGGCUGUAAUCACAUGACGUGCCGUAGUUGCAACUACGAGUUCUGCUGGAUUUGUAUAGAAGGAUGGGACAAGCAUGGAUCGGGGACGGGCGGAUUCUACAAAUGCAAUCGUUACGACGCAGACGCAGCGAGUGCUGACACAGAUGCGGCACGAGCGAAAGCAGAGCUUGACAGGUAUCUCCACUACUAUCAACGUUUUGCGAACCACUCGGAAGCUGGUAAGUUUGCGCAACGAAUGCGUGAAGGCACGGAGAGCCGCAUGAUUGAGCUGCAGGCUAGCCAUGGCGAUUCGUCGUGGAUCGACGUGCAGUUUCUUAACGCAGCUACGGAGCAGCUGAUUGAGUGUCGACGAGUGCUCAAGUACACAUACGUCUUUGGCUACUACCUGCCGGCCGGAAAGGAGAAGAACCUGUUUGAAUACCUGCAGGAAAAUUUGGAAAAGAACGCAGAACACCUGACAGGGCUUUCGGAGAUGUCGCUGGACAAGAUGAACCGCUCGGAAAUCAUCAACUAUACGCGUGUAACGGAGACCUUCCUACGCAACCUGCUCACAGGAGUCGAGGACGGUUUGACGUCUAGUGCACUUAUGAUGUAG